Molecule: messenger RNA, 991 nt
Organism: Suillus discolor
Lineage: Eukaryota; Fungi; Basidiomycota; Agaricomycetes; Boletales; Suillaceae
Product: kinase-like domain-containing protein
Exons: 6
Coding region: 226-804 (192 amino acids)
Biological process (GO): protein phosphorylation
Molecular function (GO): ATP binding; protein kinase activity
Source: RefSeq, a predicted model, not a curated record
GAGGCAAGCAUGCUACACGUAUGGCUGUCCAACAAUCUGAACCCAUGACAGGUAGCAGUCAAAUCCCCACGAUUCUCAAGUCUGAGAGAUUCUGAGAUUGUCAAGAUCAACAAGAACUUUGACCACGAGAACCGUAUAUGGGCCAAGUUGAAACAUGAAUAUGUAUUGCCCUUGCAUGGCACCGUAGAGCGGUUUGGCCCAUUUCGCGCAUUUGUUUCCCCCUGGAUGCCGAACGGGACUUUGGAAUCUUACCUUAAGCAUGCACAUGAGACCCUCUCGAUGAUAGAUAGGCUUCGGCUGCUUAAACAAAUUGCAGAGGGACUCCAAUACCUCCACGACAAUGACGUGAUACACGGCGACCUCACCAACGGUAAUGUUCUCGUUGCUACCGAUGGAUCCCCUCGUCUUGCAGAUUUUGGUAUCUCCAAUAUCAUGGGACAAUCCAACCCUGCCUUUUCCUACCACACCGGUGCAGUACGUUGGGCCGCUCCAGAACUUCUUGACUCCCCAGACGACCAACCCAUACAAUGCGCCACGAAAUCUACUGACAUAUACGCUCUCGGCAGUAUCAUGCUUCAGGUCCUAUAUGGGAAGCAGCCUUACUGGUGGCUGAAGUCUGCCAUACACGUUAUGUCUGCCAAGUUCAAAUGCACAGAGCCCAUUGACUCCUCCGUCGAGAUCGAGCCUAAUCACCUGGAUUUCAUGCGGCGGUGCUGGUCAACGAAGAGCGAGCUUCGUCCAUCAGUAGAAGAGGUGAUAAAUUAUCUUCAAGAAGCACUGUCAAAUGAGACUUCGUCUGCAUAAGGUCUCUGUUUUGAAGUGAUCCUCUUUCUUGUCCUUAUGUUAACUCGGGUGUCUCCUAUCAUAUAUCAUAUUGCUCGGUGUCCGCUCUCACUUCUCGGUGUCGUACGUGUAUGAUACACUAGCUGUAUUUGUAUUUAUGUAACAAUACUAAUGCGCUAGCAGACUACAUGCAAUACCACUCCUCAUA